This is a messenger RNA of Penicillium arizonense, 1725 nucleotides long. RefSeq names its product RCC1 domain-containing protein. Gene Ontology annotation, biological process: mitochondrial respiratory chain complex III assembly. NCBI's taxonomy places the organism in Eukaryota, Fungi, Ascomycota, Eurotiomycetes, Eurotiales, Aspergillaceae. The record is from RefSeq and is a predicted model, not a curated record. The transcript has a single exon. Bases 1 to 1725 code for a protein of 574 amino acids. Gene Ontology annotation, cellular component: mitochondrial inner membrane.
AUGCUGUCCACACAUAUGCGACGGCCUGCGACACGCUCGGUCCUCGCCUUUCGCCCUCCCAGAGCUCCGGCCCAGUCACUCAAUGCACCAUGGUCCCGAUUUGCGAGCAGCCAACAUAAACCUCAGUCGGGCUCAUCGCACUGGGUUCGCAACUCCCUUUUAUUUGCAGUGACAGGAACUGCAGCCGUUUUGGGCUAUUCUUAUAUAACCGAUGGAAAGGAAGCUUGGACUAGUGCUCCGGUGCCAACGAAGAAGGAAGUCAUCGACGUCAACGAUCUCCGUGCUCAGUUCGUUCAAGAAAAGCGAAGCCUCAAAAGCCCCGCCGUCUACACAUGGGGUUCCAACGUUCAUCGUGUGGUGGACCCUGAAUCUAAAGACACAGACAUCAAGGUCCCGCGACGGUUCAAAUACUUCAACGGCCAAGUACUGAGAGAUCUCAAGAUCGAGGAAAAGUCCGGUGCAGCAAUUACUGAAAAUGGAGAUCUAGUCCAAUGGGGCUAUGGCUUCUCGGAGACGGAAUACAAGCCCACUGAGACUCUGACCGGCAAAAACCUCACCUCACUCGCUCUGUCGGAAAGCCGAGUCAUUGCGCUUUCCUCCGAUGGAACUGUAUACUCCUUACCGACAUCCAAAAGUGAGCAAAUGGGUGGCACAAGGGCACAGGAGAGUUCAUGGAUCCCAUUUUGGGCCAACCAGUCUAAACUAAGCUAUCGUGUGUUGGAGCCAUCUUUGAAGCUGGGUGAGAAGGUCAUCACAAUCAGUGGUGGACAGGAACAUGUGCUUCUUCUCACAAGCUCCGGUCGAGUCUUCUCAGCGGCAUCCUCUACCGAGAAAUACCCUUCCCUUGGCCAACUUGGUGUUGAGGGACUCACCUGGUCAACCAGGCCCAAAGGGCCGGCGGAUUCUUGUCAUGAAAUCACAGCUCUUAAGGGCUUCAAGAUUGUCCAAAUUGCGGCAGGAGAUUAUCACUCUCUAGCAUUGAGCAAGGAUGGUCACAUGUUCGCAUUUGGUGAUAACUCCCUCGGCCAACUGGGUGUCGAUUGGGACGUAGAACGAUCAUUCAGGGAUGCUCCUUUCAUUCUGGACGUGGAAAAGCUUUAUAAAAAGAAUUCAUAUUUGCCAAAGGUCACCAGCAUUGCUGCCGGUGGUGCGAACACUUUUUUCACCGUUGAUGCCAAGCGUGUUUUGGCACCCAAGGAAGACCCUACCGAUGUCCGCGAUCUGGGAGUGGUGACUGCAGAUACAUGGUCUUGUGGUAGGGGAAUCUGGGGUACUCUCGGCAAUGGCAAAUGGAUCCACAUGCAAGAUGCGCCCACCAAGGUGAAGGCUUUGAGCGGCAUGGGCGAGUUCGACGAGAAAAAGAAUGAAAUGUCGCCCAUCCGUCUUCGGGAUAUCUCUGUCGGUACUACCCAUGUUUCGGCUGUGCUCGACAACAAGACCAAUGUCGGCAAGACAGCCAAGGACUCCCUGGACCAAUCCAAAGAUUGGGGCUAUGAUGUGCUGUGGUGGGGAGGCAACGAGCACUUCCAGCUCGGCACAGGCAAACGCAGCAACCAGUGCAAGCCAAUCCAUAUCAAUGCUCCUCCUGAAUCAAAGAAAACUCAGGCGGAGGCGCGAUUGCAGAUCAUUCCCCGUCACAAGGGCAAGGUUGGCAAGCGCACUGUGAGCAUGGAGCAACGGGUGGAGUGUGGACGUCAUGUCUCUGCUAUUUAUUCUGCUGUAUAA